GAUCCUGUCUCAAUUCAAACACACAAAGAAGAAUAAGAUCUUAACGAUUCAUUCAAAGUCGGGGCUUUCCAAAGGGGUCCCGAAAGGUUACAAUCCGGACCCUUUCCGUGGAAAGCGCAAGUGAAUGAAGCAAAGAGCUCUCUACCCGACCACCACACCCCGUUUCCUCACGUCACAACCCCCCAGAGCAGCGCCAGGAGCCCGCGAACCGCUCGAGCGUUGAACCCGGAUUGGUCGCUACGACCAUCCCUGUCAGCAUCGGGGCUCCCGCCGCCGCUGCGCGUGGUUCUGCUAGCGGUUCUGGAGCUCCGGGGUCAGGCGGAGGACAGCGGCGGGGGCGGGGCCUGACCACGUGACCGCCCCCGCCCCGCCCGCCCUGCGGCCCUCCAGCCCGCCGCCCGCCCGCCCGGCUGCAGCUCCCGGCGUGCCCUGCACUCUCUGCUGCCCGCCGCCGACCCCUCCUUCUUCUCGUCCCAGUGCCACCGAGCCGGAGUCCGAGCCACCGCCGCCGCAGCCACUUCAGCCGCGGGCACUAUGGUAAGGUGGGCGCGCCGGCGGGGGAAUGCUGGGCGCGGCGCGGAUCCCCGCGCGGCCGCCAUCUUAACCCUGCCUGGGCCUGUGCGGUGGGCGCUUCGGCGCUGCGGGCCGAGGGCUCGAGGCCCUGCGGCCGCUCCGAGUCCCGAGGCGGGAGGGCCCGGCGCAGGCCCGGCGCGAGAGGGUCGCUCCUUGGGCCAGGGCCCCCGCGUGUUGCUCUGCCCUGCGCGGCUUAAGGUUUUUAACUCGCGCGCUGUAAGGUUGGUACGUGGCCAGCAGCCUCUGGGUGAGGGUCUAGGAGGCCGGCCAUAACGCCGUUCCGAGGAGAUUGAACAGGCAUCUGGAGUUACAGUGAAUGAUGAAGUCAUCAAAGUUUUUAAUGAUAUGAAAGUAAGAAAAUCUUCUACACAGGAGGAGAUCAAAAAAAGAAAGAAAGCAGUUCUCUUCUGUUUGAGCGAUGACAAAAGACAAAUAAUUGUAGAGGAAGCCAAGCAGAUCUUGGUGGGUGACAUUGGUGACACUGUAGAGGACCCCUACACAUCUUUUGUGAAGUUGUUGCCUCUGAAUGAUUGCCGAUAUGCUUUGUACGAUGCCACGUACGAAACAAAAGAGUCUAAGAAAGAAGACCUAGUAUUUAUAUUCUGGGCUCCUGAAAGUGCACCGUUAAAAAGCAAGAUGAUUUAUGCUAGCUCUAAAGAUGCCAUUAAAAAGAAAUUUACAGGUAUUAAACAUGAGUGGCAAGUAAAUGGCUUGGACGAUAUUAAGGACCGCUCGACGCUGGGAGAGAAACUGGGGGGCAGUGUUGUAGUUUCCCUUGAAGGAAAGCCACUAUAAAAUAAUAGCCAAGUGCCAUUUGAUCUUAAGGGGCUUACACGUAUCUCUCCAGCUCAGUCCACUGGAAUUGUAUUAGGUUUUGUUUUUUUUUGUUUAUUCCCUUUUCACUGGUCCCGUUCGUGAAUGAGUGAAUAUAAGAAGCCUGUCAGUAUUGCCAUGAGACUGUUUCAUAUGGUUACUUUUCUGUAUUCCCAAGGAAUGCCUUCCUGUCUUAUUUUAGCCAAAACAAACUGGUUCCAUGCCUUCCUUGCAGUGAACGUUACAAUGGAUGUGGUUGUCAAUGUGAAUAGCUUAGAGUACUACAAAGGGUAAGCUAACUGAAUGCCUUGAAAAUAUUAUCCACUGGUCGGUCAUAUGGGAGACUUGUUUCAGUAUUAUUUAUAGUUGCACUUGAUUACCGUUCUCUGAGGCACUGGAGCCUUCAUACACCUCACCUGCCUUGGCAAGCCUAUUUUUGUGACCUGGCAGCACAGAUUUAACACUAUUCGUUAAAAGCACUUUUUUUUUAAUGCGUUUAAUCCCUUAUAAAGAAUGCCAAUUAAGUUUUAUUACCUGUCAUCAAUUUAUCCUAGUAUCUCAGUGUUCAUUCUUCUUGCCUUCAUAUUUUUUUCAAAGAAACAGCUGUGCUAAUGUCUUUGGUUUCCCGAUGAGUGUACACUACUGUAUAAUUUAUGUUUACCAUAUGAGUCUUGAAACACUACAGAUAUUUUGAAUAUCAGUCAUGAUGGCAAUUUCUGUAUAAAAGAGCCUUAAAUGGAACAUUGUUUUGAGAUCAAACUCCCUACCCUCACAAAAGUGGCCACGUUGCAAUAAAAAUUGUGGCAGAUUACAGAAUGUUGCCUUGUUUUCCUUGGAAAUUUUGCAAAUUGUUAUGUGAAAUUUUAGGGUAACGGUGAUUAAGCUCUGCACUGGUAUUUGGAAUUUUUUUUCCUUUAAUCUUUGGUUUAAAAACAUCUUAAAAUCACUUAUAUACAAUCAUUAAAAGAGUGGUAAUUUUAUAAAUGCUUAUUUAUGUUAUAAAAUGGAGAUCAGAAAAAAAUUCUUUUUGCACUUUGGCCUAUCCAGUAUCUUAUUUAUUCUCUAGAUAAGCUAGGAUAUUAAUCCAGAGUUACAUUACUGAGAAUUGAGUAGUAUAAGUAGGAUGUUUUUAUUACUUGGUCAUAAUGAAAAUAAUUUGUAAAAUGUCAUUCGAAGGUUAAUGAUGAUUGUGAUGUUUAGGAAUGUUUGUCUCAGCCACAGUUCCUUCAUAGCUUUUCCAAAAUGAAUUGGGAAAAAAAAAUCGUAUAGCAGUCUUAAAGCUUAGUAAUGGAACUUGGCUGUGGCCCAGAGCUUUCUCCUUAUAGAGAAUUUGAUCUGCUCCGUGUGCGCUCUCUGCUAUUAGCCGGAGCUAUUUAUGGCAAACACAUGCUUUUGUAUCUUGUCAUAGUCAUCCACAGAUGGCAAAACUGGACUUGAUUCUACUGGCAUGUAAGACAGGCGUGCUAGUGAGCAGUCGUGUGUGGCUCUGGACUCUGACCCCAGAGCUCUGAAGAAUGCUCUUAUCAGAAGAUAGGAAAUGAAAAUAUCCUUUUUUAAAAUAUGUGGAAGUAAUUUGGGUAUAAUUAGUUUUUUUCUACCUUUUGGAAAGUUGUUUUUUUGUUGUUUUUUUUUUUUUCCCAGAUGAGAACAUUAACAUAGUGGUUAAAUGUCUAGGCUUCCAUUUAAAACUACACAAAUGACUUGGGAUCUUUUUAGCACUAAGGAAUUUGAUUUCAGCCUUCCAGCUGUUGCUGUGAGUUGUUCCAGACCUUUCUGUGGCUUUUUGGUAAGGCUGCUUAGAAGCAUGAGAAGCAUGAGAAUGGUAAUGUGUGCUAAACCUAUGUUUAACCAAUCUUUGCACCAAAGGACUUUUUCACCAAUUUAUUUUGUUAUUCUUCCAAAUAUUAAGUGAUUUCUAAAAGGUAAAGGGUGACCUUUUGUUUUUAUAUCUAAUUUCUCAAUUUCUUUAUAUGCAUUUUUAGAAUAAUUUGAGAGAUUAAAUGCUGCUUGAAACUAUUAUACUUUGAGUUUUAGAUUGGCCAAAUACAUUAAUGUAGUUAAAUUCAUCUUUAAAGUACACAUAUGUGCCUAGAGCCAAAAAAUAAUAAUGAUUUAAUUUAUGACCUUAUGUUGAGACUAAUUUCACAUCUUAUUUUGCAGUCAUUUACAGUGAAACAAUGUUCCAGCUAGCUUUAAAAGCUAUACGGUGCUAAUUAGUAAAAUAUUGAGGGCAAUAUUUUACUGCUAGCUUGCAAAAUUAUAAGUGUUUUAAAAAUAAAAUACAUGAAAA
Mus musculus (house mouse) is the source of this 3676-nucleotide messenger RNA. It is a transcript of the gene Cfl2, whose product is annotated as cofilin 2, muscle. The record is from RefSeq and is a predicted model, not a curated record. Gene Ontology annotation, biological process: actin filament depolymerization. Gene Ontology annotation, cellular component: cytoskeleton; nuclear matrix; actin cytoskeleton. The transcript is spliced from 4 exons. Bases 919 to 1368 code for a protein of 149 amino acids. Gene Ontology annotation, molecular function: actin binding; actin filament severing activity; actin filament binding. NCBI's taxonomy places the organism in Eukaryota, Metazoa, Chordata, Mammalia, Rodentia, Muridae.